This is a messenger RNA of Eptesicus fuscus (big brown bat), 468 nucleotides long. It is a transcript of the gene IL36RN, whose product is annotated as interleukin 36 receptor antagonist. Gene Ontology annotation, molecular function: cytokine activity; interleukin-1 receptor binding. The transcript is spliced from 4 exons. Gene Ontology annotation, biological process: inflammatory response to antigenic stimulus; cellular response to lipopolysaccharide. NCBI's taxonomy places the organism in Eukaryota, Metazoa, Chordata, Mammalia, Chiroptera, Vespertilionidae. The coding region runs from base 1 to 468 and encodes 155 amino acids. The record is from RefSeq and is a predicted model, not a curated record.
AUGGUUCUGAAUGGGGCCCUGUGCUUCCGAAUGAAGGAUGCAGCAUUGAAGGUGCUUUAUCUGCAGGAUAACCAGCUGCUGGCCGGUGGGGUGCAUGCAGGGAAGGUCGUGAAAGGCGAGGAGAUCAGUGUUGUCCCCAAUCGGUUUCUGGACGGCAGCCUCUCUCCAGUCAUCCUAGGCGUCCAGGGAGGGAGCCAGUGCCUGUCGUGUGGGACCGGGCAGGAACCGACUCUGAAACUAGAGCCAGUGGAUAUUAUGGAGCUCUACUGCAGCCCCGAGGGUUCCAGGGGCUUCACCUUCUACAGGCGGGACACGGGGCUCACCUCCAGGUUCGAGUCGGCUGCCUUCCCGGGCUGGUUCCUCUGCACUGUGCCCGAAGCGGACCAGCCUCUCAGGCUCACCCAGCUCCCGGGGGAUGCCAGCUGGGACCACCCCAUCAUGGACUUCUACUUCCAGCAAUGUGACUAG